Messenger RNA from Lactuca saligna, 429 nucleotides. The record is from the annotation of a GenBank genome assembly. Lineage: Eukaryota; Viridiplantae; Streptophyta; Magnoliopsida; Asterales; Asteraceae.
AUGCCAAAAUACACUACAAAGAGACAUACAGGCGCUACUAGGAUUGCCUCGACGUCUCAGGCUAAUUUCGUUUUCGAUAAGGUCGCAUACAUUCCUCAAAGAACAAAAAAAAAUCGGCAACAAUGGCGUAUGAAAGAGGCGACAGGAACGCUUCUGAACGACGACGGUUUUGCGCCUUUGAGAGAGAUCGUCACCGCCGAUCAAAUCCGGCCGCUUCCGCCGGAGGUUAUGGCGACUGAGUUUUCGUUGUUGGAUCUUGUUGAUGCUUACGACAAAGAUGGGUGGUGGGUGGGGAAGGUUAUCAGGAAGACUGGAUCGAAUUACUUGGUGUAUUUUGAGGAUUCAAGAGAAGAGAUUGUUUAUCCGUUUAAAAUGCUAAGGAUUCAUCAAGAAUGGGAUGGCAGGGUUUGGGUUUCUUCCAAAAAAUAA